Leishmania major strain Friedlin is the source of this 2544-nucleotide messenger RNA. RefSeq lists its product as hypothetical. The record is from RefSeq and is a predicted model, not a curated record. Lineage: Eukaryota; Euglenozoa; Kinetoplastea; Trypanosomatida; Trypanosomatidae. The coding region runs from base 1 to 2544 and encodes 847 amino acids. The transcript has a single exon.
AUGCCGUCGCCCUCGACCGCCUCCCCGGCGCCUCCGGCGUACACGGGUGCUGCGCUGCUUGCCGGGUAUACGAGCAGACGAAAGAUCGUGCAGAAGGCGGCCGCCCUCUCUGCGCGCAUGCGCCGUCAGGUGCAGGAUGUUGUACAGAUGGAGGAGGAGCAGCGGCUGCUGUCGCAGGCGUACCGUGGCCGGCAGAAGCUGUUGGAGCGGCAGCCGCAACUGCUCCAGCAGGCCCAGGCGAAUCCGAGAAGCGUAGCGGGCUUUGAGGGCGCUAAAGCGGCAGGCGAGAAGAUGGCGUCGAAGGCAAGGGUGGGCACUGCUGGCGAUACGCCAGCUACACCUGGCUCUCCCUCCAAUCCAGCGUCGCCAGUCGAAGCUGCCGCGGCAUCACCCGACAAGAACAACCCUACACCGUUCCCAGAUGUCGAUAUCGGGCUCGCUUUAGAGGGUGCCUUGGACAUCAAGCAGCACCUAAAGCAGCAGGUGCAGGAGAAGAGCGACACUCUGACCAAGAUGCGCGGAAUACAGCAGGCGAUCCUGGAGCUCAGCGAGGAGGCCACCGCCGACGUGGAGCGGCGCUUGGCCCAAAGGAGCUACUCGACCUCCGUCGAGGAGGCAGACGGGCCCUCUAAAGCGCUCGCGGCUGCGGACUUUGGCGGUCUAGCGACCGAUGACAAUGCCGACCGGCACCCCGCCUCUUCAACGGAGAAGAGGAAGGUCGAAAUGAUUCAAGAGCUGCGGUCGACCUUGAAGGAGAUGCUCGACGCUCACCGUGCCCUUUCUGUGGCCCAGUACUCGACGGUUGGCCGAAGCGUCAGGAGGGGCGCCGCAGCGACCGAAUUGCCAGGGUCGACGUGGCUUGAGCAGGACGCGGCGUACCGUCCCCCUGCACCCUUGCAAAUGUUCAGCACGAGCGCGUUUGCCGUCACACUAGAGUACCUCAGCAACAGCCUUGCCUGCAUCGCACAUAUCGCGGACGAAGUGUGUGUCGCGACAACCUUCCGCUCACGCGCAGAUCCAGUGGUGCUGCUCCCCCACCUGGAAUCUCUGCAGAAAUGGGUUGCGCAGGCUGAACGCUGCCUUGACACGGCGCAGCGGCAUCUCCGUCACUUCCAGUCGGGCGAAGCGGCUUUACUUGAUGGCGGCGCGUACGAGGUGAACAGCCUGCGCGAGCAGGCGCUUCUCUUGAGAGAGUCGCUAACUGCGCAUGAGCAGAAGGUGAAGACAGUGGAGGAGGCGAAGGUGUCGGUGCUGCAUCGUCUUCGUGAGGUUAGCCGGCGCUGCUACCUCUGGGAGGCGCACUUACUUCACCGCAGAGACUCCGUCUACGGUGAUGGCGCCUCUCGGGUGUCGUGCUCACUGGAGGGGAUCGGUAGUGGAGCGGCGCUAGGGUGCUUCUCCACCCCUAACGCAAAAGUGUCGGAGCCGAUGCUGAUGCACGCGGGACCUAAUGUGGAUGCGGGUGGAACGAUGGUGCCCAAUGGCAGUCUCGGUAUUUCAUUUCCGCACACCACGGCGCCUCCCGCGUGUGUCGAGAGUCGCCUCAUCGCUGCUACGACAGAGGAGGCCUCCUCCUUGGAGGCGACGAAAGCCAUCACGCUGCGGCCUUUGUCCACAUUGCGGAAUUCUCACCGUGGAGGCAAGCGGAGUUUCAGAGUCAGAAGUGAUGCUGCGUCACGGCCGCUGACCACCUCGUCGCUGCGCACGCCAUCUCUGUCGCUGGUUUCCAUCUCUGCGCGCGCUCAUCAGCCACCGACGCCCUUGUCGCUGCGACUCAUUGAGCAGCGCGUUGCUCGCUCGUGGUGCAACCCGUACGUCCGCAAAAAGUGCCUGUGCCAGCGUGCAGAGCAGGUGAUAAUGCAGCAUCAGCCUCAGCAGCGACAGCUUCAAGGCCGUUCAGCAGAGCAGCGGCGUUCUUUCUCGCGUGUCGGCGCCUCGGUGUCGGAAGACCUGGGGAGCGGAUGUCACAAUCUGGCUAAGGAGGCAGCGCGGGCGCCGACCUCACAGCCGGCCAGCUUCAUCUCUUUCGACUCGGUUCACCGCUGCCCAUCCUUGUACACGAUCACGGAUGCCACCGCCGCCGCAGAUGGUGCGACUGGUCGAGUCUUGCUGCCGCGGCUGGGGUCACACACUGACGCCAGCCGCAACAGCACUGCUGCAGAGUCAAGGCGCCGUGCCAGUCGUGUCGCAGAUUCCCUGGCAGCGUCGGUGGCCGGCUCGACAGCUGCCUUGGGGGAGUCGCUGGAAGAUCUGGCAGAUGCACGCACCGUUCAGCUGCUGCAGAGCUUACUGCGCAGCAUACCUUCUAAAAACUGUGCCUCCGUUCACGAUCACGCUAAAAGCACGGAAGGGAAGCGCGAUACCGGCGGCGGCAGCGGCGAUGUAACGGCCAACCCAUCGCUGGUGCAGUCACUCUGCAUUGAUGUAACACAGGAUGAGGCGAAAUGCGCUGCCAUGCGGUAUAGCAUCCAGCGACUCAGCAGGUAUCUGGCGACGUGCACAACACGUCCCGAAUCAAGCCGGCAGUCGAUCUUUCAAAAGUAA